Molecule: messenger RNA, 738 nt
Organism: Camelina sativa (false flax)
Lineage: Eukaryota; Viridiplantae; Streptophyta; Magnoliopsida; Brassicales; Brassicaceae
Product: protein CURVATURE THYLAKOID 1A, chloroplastic
Cellular component (GO): chloroplast thylakoid membrane; thylakoid
Source: RefSeq, a predicted model, not a curated record
CUCAACAGAGAAGAAGACUGAGAGAGAGAGAGAAGUAGGCAGAAGAAGAAGAAGAAGAAGAAGAAGAAGAAGAAAUUGAAGUUCUCUCGAGGCGUGCUUCGAUGGCGAUAUCAGUAGCAGCAGCAGCUUCGUCCUCUGUGGCAGUGAUUGCUCCACGUGUCCCCGCCGUCUCCACCCGAUGCUCCGCCGUCCCUUACCUUCCUCCUCCUCGCUCCUUUGGCCGAUCCUCUUUCACCGUUCCGUUGAAGCUUGCUUCAGGGAAUGGUUUGCAAAAGGUUGAAUUGAUGAAGAUGAGAGCUUCUUCAGACGAGACCUCCAUCGACACCAACGAACUCAUCACUGACUUGAAGGAAAAGUGGGAUGGUCUUGAGAACAAGUCGACUGUGCUUCUUUAUGGAGGAGGAGCCAUUGUUGCUGUUUGGUUAUCUUCCAUUGUUGUUGGUGCCAUCAACUCUGUUCCUCUGCUUCCCAAAGUUAUGGAACUUGUCGGUCUCGGGUACACUGGAUGGUUUGUCUACAGAUACCUUCUCUUCAAGUCAAGCAGAAAGGAAUUGGCUGAGGAUAUUGAUUCCUUGAAGAAGAAGAUCGCAGGAAGCGAAUAGAUUCAUUUUUAAAAAUAAACAAGCUUUGUUUUUGUGAAGGUUUUCUUUCAUGUAACAUCGUGUUAUUAUACAAUUGUCUCUGUUUCAACAUUGUUGUGUAUCCGCAGCAGUAUCUGAAACUAUUAUCUUGGAUCCA